ACCUUUGCUCAGCUGGGCACUAACCGCGAGCAGAACCCGCUCGCGAGCUCAGACUGCGCCCGGACCCAGCCCAGCAGCUGGGCUGUCGUCGCACGUGCACCUCACCGGCCGGAUGACCUCACCAGAAUGUGCUAUAAGCAGCAAUAAAACUUCAAGAGAAAUGACAAACACCGCAGCUGUCUCGGCUCCCUCGCAUUCGCGUUCCAUCGCGGUCCAAAAACCCGUUGCGGACCGCCGCGCUUAUGAAGUUAUCCUGGUUGGAGGCGGUCCUGAAGCGGACGGCGGCAGCCAGGCGCGCUUCUUGCUGGUCAGCGAUCCGGAGGCGGUCUUCCCCGCGGUUUGCGUCAACAUGCAGGCGGGCUAUUUUGACGACCCAGACGACGUGCCCGGCUUCGCGCACUGGCUGGAGCAUGCGGUGCACCUGGGCAGUGGGCGCUACCCGGAUGAGAAGGACUACAAGUACUUCCUCAGCCAGCACGGCGGCAGCAGCAACGCAUCCACCGGCAUGGCACACACCAGCUACCACUUCAGCGUGUCUGCGGCCGCGCUGCCGGGGGCUCUGGACCGCCUCGGCCGCUUCUUCAUAGACCCGCUGCUGGAGCGGGAGAGCCUGCUGCGGGAGGUGGAGAACGUGCACGCCGAGUGGAGCCGCAACACCAACAGCGACGCCCGCAAGCUGCUGCAGCUGCGGCGGGUGGCGGCGGGGCCGCCGCUGGCCAAGUUCUCUACGGGCAACAUCACCACACUGCGCGACGCGCCGGCUGCUGCGGGCGUGGAUGUGCCCGCAGCCCUGGCCAAGUUCUGGCGCGAGCGCUACACGUCGGGCCACCUGAGGGGCUGUGUGGUGGCGCCCCAGCCGCUGCCCCAGCUGCGGGACUGGGUGGCCGCCGCGUUCGCAGACGUACCCUCCCGCCGCGACCCCGCACCCGCACCCACACCCACGCCCAUCACCACCACCGCCAGCCCGGACGCCGCUGCUACAGCCAUCGAGCAACAGCAGCAGCAGCACCAGCAGCUGCCACAGCCACAGCCUUCGGAGGCGGCGGGCUCCGGCGGGGCGCGCUACAGCUUUGCGGCCAUGGGCGGGCCGGGCCGGUGCGGGCGGCUGUUCCGUGUGGCCAGCGCGCGGGGGCUGCGGCAGCUGGAGGUGGUUUGGCACGUGCCGUACGGCAUGGCCGCAGACAUGGGGAGCAAGCCGUGGCGGUGGGCGGGGCACGUGUUGGGCCACGAGGGCCGCGGCAGCCUGGCGGCGCUGCUGCGGGGCUCGGGCCUGGCGCAGGCGCUGUCGGCCGGGCCCUUUGACGAGGUCCGGCUGGGUGAGGGCUUCCUGCAGUGGGGCGUGACCCUGACGCUGUCGGAGGAGGGGCUGGGCCGGCUGGAGGACGUGGUGCGGCUGGUGUUCGCGGCGGUCAAGGCCAUGUGCGCGCUUGGCGAGGGGCCGCGGCGGGCGGUGUGGGAGGAGGUGGCGGCGGCCGCGGCGGUGAGGUGGCAGUACGCCGACCGCAGCGCGCCGCUGGACCUGGCGCGGGAGGCGGCGCAGCGGCUGCACUACUUUGAGCCCGAGGCUGUGCUGGCCGGCCCCGCCUUGCUGACCGCCUACGACCCCGCCGCGCUGGCCCGCUUCCUGGCCCACCUGACGCCGGCCGCCGCCAACGUGUUCGUGGCGGACAGCUCCUUCGCCGGCAGCACGACACACGUGGAGAAGUGGUACGGCGCCAAGUACUCGGAGGAGCCGCUGCCGCCGUACAUGUAUGACACGUUCACUGACGAUGUGGCGGCGGCGGCGGUUACGGAUUCUACGGUUACGACAGCGGCGGCGGCCGCCGCCACCUCUGCUGCGAGUGUGGACCCGGCCGGUUCCCCCGCCGACCCCAUGCCGCUGCUGCUGUCGCGCCUGCGGCUGCCGCCGACGCCCAACUGGGCCCUGCCCGUCGACACAAGCCUGGUGGCGGCGCCGGAGGCGGCAGACGGAGUGGAGGCCGCGGAGGUGGAGGCGGAGAUGGAGCGGGGGAGCAAGCGGCCGCGGAGCGGCGACAACGGCGGGGUGGCUGAGGGUGCGGGUGCGGGCUCACAGGGUGCGGGGGCCCCCGCGGCCCCUGGUGGCGACACGGCGCCGGCGCUGCUGCUGGACGAGGGCGGCGGCGCGGUGCGGCUGUGGCACCGAACUGACGUGUCGUUUGGUGUGCCCAAGACGCACGUGUUUGCGCACCUGGUCACCCCGGCCGCCUACGCCUCCCCCGCCGCCUGGGUGACGGCCCGCCUGGCCUGCCGCGUCAUGGAGGAGCUGCUACAGCCCGACGUUUACGACGCACAGCUGGUGGGCACCGGCUACAGCCUGUCUGCCUCUGAGACCGGGCUGCUGCUGGGCUGUAGCGGCUUCAGUGGCGUGGUGCCGCAGCUGCUACAGCGGGUGGCGGCGGCGCUGGCGGCAGUCAGCCGGGAGCAGGUGGAGGCGCGGUACUGGCUGGUGCACGGCAAGCUGCUGCAGGGGCUGCGCAUGUGGCGACACAACAACCCAGCACAGCACGCCGAGUACGCUGCCGAGCACUUGCUGCAGCUGCCGCAGUGGCACGCCGAGGCAUGCAUCGCAGUGCUGGAGGCGGCGGCGGCUGAGGCGGGAGGAGGAGGAGAAGCAGCAGCAGCAGGAGCGGGCGCGAAGCAGCAGCAGGGGCAGCAGCAGCAGCAGCAGCAGGGUGUGGAGGUGGGGGCGCAAGGGGAGGAGAGGGUGGAGGAGGCGGCGGCAGGCCCGGGCGCGGUGUGGCGCUUCCUUCGUGGCCUGGGCUCCGGCGCGGCGCUGGAGGUGCUGGUGUGGGGCAACAGCACGGAGCAGCAGGCGCGAGACCUGUGCGCCACGCUGGUGCAGCACCUGCGGCCCACGGGCCUGGGGCCGGGCGGCUGGCCCGCGACCCGCGUGCUGAGCCUGCGGCCGGCCUCCUUUCCUGCUGCGCCGCCACAGCACGCAGCCACUGAACACCAGGCCCGGGCUAACGGCCUCUCCGCGGAGGCGGAGGCAGCGGCGGCGGGGGCGGGGGAGGGGGCGGAGGGGGCGGCGCCUUCUGCCGCUGUUGCUACCGCCGCCGCCGCCGCUGCUGCUACUCCUGCUACAGCCGCCCCCCUGGGCCCAGUGCUGCUGCGCCACGUGCCGGACAACCCCAACCCCUCCAACUCCAACAGCGCCGUCUUCCUGCUGUGCCAGGUGGGUGAGGACGACCCGUCCGACGUGCUGCCCGCUGUGCUGCUGGACCUGACGGCGGCGGUGGCGGCCAAGCCCGCCUUCCACGCCCUGCGCACGCGGCAGCGCCUGGGCUACGCGGUGUCACUGGGCCGGCACCGCCUGGGUGGCGUGAUGGGGCUCACGGUGCGGGUGCAGUCGCCCGACAAGCGGCCCGACGUGCUGCGGCAGUGUGUGGCGCAGUGGCUGGCGGCGUUCGCCACAGAGCUGAGCGAUGAGCUCGACUACGACCUGCGGGCGGGAAUCCGGGAAUUAGGCGUGCUGGGUAAACGUUGUUUAGCGCGCCCAGGGCUUAUCGCGGGUAAGUAUGACUACCUGGGUCACGACAGUCACGCGACGCUCGGUAAAAUGGUGGGUAUCGAGCUGCCGGCCGAGCGGCUGGCCCACUUCAAGGCCUCGCUGCGGGAGCGCUACCUGGAGCCCGCCCGCAGCCUGGCGGAGGCGGCGCGGCAGGGCUGGGGGCCGGUGCGCUACCGCAGCUACGGCCACGGCUUUGACAAGCGGCGGCGGAAGGCGGCGGCGCUGGAGCGCGUGACGCUGCAGGACCUGGUCGCCUUCUACACCACACACCUGGUGCCCACCGCGCCCACAGCCCGCGUGCUGUGCUGCGAGCUGUGGGGCGGCCGCGUCAGCGACGGCGCCGCCGGCGGCGCCGCCGCGGCGGCGGCGGAGCCGCCGCCGCCAGAGGCGGCGCAGCCGCCCACGCUGCGGGGCGCGCCUCAGACUGCGGAGGCGGCGCAAGAGGCGGCGCAAGAGGCGGCGCAAGAGGCGGCGCCAGGGCCGGUGUGGCGGCGUGUGGGCGGCACGGCGGCGGAGGUGGCGGCGCUGCAGGCGGCACUGCCGCACUACUGCCAUGCAGACACUCUGGGCGUGAUGCGGCCGCUGCGGCCAGGCGCCGGCGCCUGAUGCGUUGGUGCAUGGGUGUAUGGAUGGAUUUGUGCAGGGGCAGCAUGCUGAAGAAGCAAGGCUGGGAUUGUGGGUUGUACCUCACGGCGGGGUGGAGUUGGGGCCUUCGGGGCAACACACACUGUGCGGGCUGCGGCGGUCAAGCGCGCGCGAAGCAAGCGGUUGUUUGGGUAGUGAGGAAACCCUGCUGAAUAGUUUCACGGCGUAUGAUGGUGCCAAUGUGAGUGGCGGCGCAACAGGCUGAGGGGAAUUCGUCGUGCGAGAAGGGUCCAGGAGUGCAGGAGGGUCAACGCUGCAGGCGGCUUGCGCGCUGAGUGUGUCAGCGCGGUGGCGGCAGUCGAGCGGCGCAGCUUUUUAGCGGCAAGCACAAAGCAUUUUACUUAAUUGUGCCCGUUGUGCACUCUAUUACCAUGGCGCUGUCAGGUUGCGAAGCGGGGGCAAACCUUCUUUGAAACCCU
Molecule: messenger RNA, 4596 nt
Organism: Chlamydomonas reinhardtii
Lineage: Eukaryota; Viridiplantae; Chlorophyta; Chlorophyceae; Chlamydomonadales; Chlamydomonadaceae
Exons: 23
Coding region: 161-4138 (1325 amino acids)
Biological process (GO): peptide catabolic process
Cellular component (GO): cytosol; mitochondrion
Molecular function (GO): metal ion binding; metalloendopeptidase activity
Source: RefSeq, a predicted model, not a curated record